This is a messenger RNA of Papilio xuthus (Asian swallowtail), 1328 nucleotides long. It is a transcript of the gene Uev1A, whose product is annotated as Ubiquitin-conjugating enzyme variant 1A. Lineage: Eukaryota; Metazoa; Arthropoda; Insecta; Lepidoptera; Papilionidae. The transcript is spliced from 4 exons. The coding region runs from base 1 to 435 and encodes 144 amino acids. The record is from RefSeq and is a predicted model, not a curated record.
AUGGCGAAUCCGUCAUCAGGCGUUGUCGUUCCACGUAAUUUUCGACUUCUAGAAGAACUUGAGCAAGGUCAGAAGGGAGUGGGCGAUGGGACUAUAUCUUGGGGUCUCGAGAGUGAUGAUGACAUGACCCUGACUCACUGGACUGGCAUGAUAAUUGGCCCACCUAGGACUCCAUAUGAAAAUAGGAUGUACUCACUUAAAAUUGAAUGCGGCACUCGGUAUCCCGAUGAACCUCCUACCGCCCGAUUUAUGUCUAGAAUCAAUAUGAAUUGCGUGAACAGCCAAACUGGACUUGUGGACAACAGACAAGUGCCGAUCCUGGCGCGGUGGCAGCGCGACUACACGAUCAAGACGGUGCUGCAGGAGCUGCGGCGCCUCAUGACCCUCAAGGAGAACAUGAAGCUGUCGCAGCCGCCAGAGGGCAGCACCUUCUAGCUUCACACAAUUCUAUUGUCUCAAUAACCCAAUCUACUCAACUAUUUACCAUUUUUUAAUAGUAUUAUUACAGUUCCAUAACGUAAAUAUCUCGAUCUAUCAACGUUAAAGUUUAGUGUCAUUUUAAUGUAUGUAAUUUUUUUUUUAUAAUUAUAUAUUUAACUUUGCAUUUAUGUAAUUGUAUCUUCUCUUACAAUUUUAAAGUAGAUUGGGUGAAUAUUUAAUGUAUAAGGAUCACUUUUAAUGGCUCCUACCUUCCCACUUAGAGGGUGUACACCCUUUUAUUUAUCAAAUUACAUAAAUUAUUGUGGCCUUUUUAAAAGUCAAACUUGCUUUCGUGUUAUUAAGGCUAGUUUUACCAGCGUUUUAAUUUCAGUUGAAACCAAAUUAUAACUCGUAACUUGUAAACAAAACAAAUGUAUAAAUAAUCCAAUGAUGAAUUCGAUUAUGGAAAUAUUGUUUUUGUUUAUGGUUAUGAGUGUAUAUAAAUCUCUAUGGAUACCCGAUACUAAAAUUAUAAGGGUUAUAAUUAUUUGUAUGAAAUAAUCUUAUACUAAAUAACGAUAUAAAAACCUUGUCAUUCACUUAGCAUGAUCAAGAGUUGCAUAUUUUAGGAAAUUUUUAUUUCUUAGGCACAUAAGAUAAAGUAAUACUGAUUCUUUAAAAGCUUUGCAUUACUAUUUCAGUGUUUGUUGGAAUUAUUCUCUAUUCGACUCCGGCAUGUCUGACUCACAGCUUACAUGGAUUUCUCGUAGCGUUCAUUUCUUACAUAAUAACCUCUGCGUGAAUUUAUUGUUACAAAAACCAAAUGCUAAGUCAGAUUGUUUCAUAGCAUUAAUAUUUUUACCAAUGUAUAACUAACAAAGGUAAAUAAAUCUGAUUAUACCGUCUUA